UUAUUUUGGUAUAUUUUUCUUUCUUUCUUUCUUUCUUUCCAUUGAAAACUACGUUAUUUUUGCUAUUGCCUUCAUUCUCAUUGCCGAGAACAACUCUCUAUUCCUUUUGUGAUUUUUUUUCCUUCAAUAAGGUUUUUUUUUGUGUAAAAUUAGGUUUUUCAUGAGCUUUAUCAGUUGAGAAACAUCCAAAAUGGCUGAAGAAGCUCAACCAAAAGAGGAUGAUUUGUCUAAGAAUAACCAAACAAGUGACCUUGAUCAUGAGUGCCCUGGCAGCCCUCAAAAUCAAAAGAUAUCAUCUAGAUGGUGUCCAGAUGAAGCAUGCAGGCCCGCUCUUGUUGAAGCACCUAUAUUUUAUCCUACUAUUGAGGAGUUUCAAGAUACACUUGGUUACAUAGCAAAGAUACGCCCAAAAGCAGAAUCAUAUGGUAUAUGCCGGAUUGUUCCUCCACCUUCUUGGGCACCACCCUGCCCUCUUAAGGAUGUCAAGAUUUGGGAACAUGCGAAGUUUUCUACACGUAUUCAGCACGUGGACUUGCUUCAGAAUAGAGAGCCCAUGAGAAAGAAAAGCAAAAGUCGAAAGCGUAAACGACGGAGGGGCUCUAGAGUGCGAAGAACCAGGAGGAGGACAGAAUCUGGUUCAGAAGCUAAUACUGCUUCUGAGACUGAUGAGAAGUUUGGAUUCCAAUCAGGAUCGGAUUUUACACUCGGAGAAUAUCAGAGAUAUGCUGAUCAUUUCAAGAAGUGUUACUUUGGGAUGAAGGACACCAAGGAGGAAACAAACUCUAGUCCAUUUGAACAUAAUAAAAGAUGGGAGCCGUCUGUGGAGGAUAUCGAAGGUGAAUAUUGGAGAAUAGUUGAGCAACCAACAGAUGAGGUUGAGGUGUACUAUGGAGCUGAUUUGGAAACAGGAGUAUUUGGAAGUGGGUUUCCUAAAGCGUCUACUAUGGAAACUAAAAAUGAUGUGGAUCAGUAUGUGACAUCAGGGUGGAAUCUAAACAACUUAGCACGCCUUCCAGGUUCUGUUCUGGGUUUUGAAGAAAGUGAUAUAUCUGGAGUUCUAGUUCCGUGGCUAUAUGUUGGGAUGUGCUUUUCUUCAUUUUGCUGGCAUGUUGAAGACCACCAUCUAUAUUCACUAAAUUAUCACCACUGGGGCGAGCCAAAAGUAUGGUAUGGUGUACCUGGAAGUCAUGCUUCUGCUUUGGAAGAUGCAAUGAGAAAGCACUUACCGGAUUUAUUUGAGGAACAACCACAUUUACUUAACGAACUGGUCACUCAACUGUCUCCUUCAGUUCUGAAAUCUGAGGGUGUACCUGUAUAUCAAGCAGUUCAACAUUCUGGAGAAUUUGUUCUCACCUUUCCAAGGGCAUACCACUCUGGAUUUAAUUGUGGUUUCAACUGUGCUGAGGCAGUGAAUGUGGCCCCUGUUGAUUGGUUGGUGCAUGGACAGAAUGCAGUUGAACUCUACAGCAAGCAGUGUCGCAAGACAUCAAUUUCCCAUGAUAAAUUAUUGUUAGGGGCUGCGAAGGCAGCUGUUGAGGCCCUUUACGAGCUGUCAAUACAUGGAAAUAAAACUCCUAGGAAUUUAAGCUGGCAAAGUAUGUGUGGGAAGGAUGGGAUUCUUACUGAGGCAAUUAAGACUAGAGUAAAGAUUGAAGAGGAAAGACUAGAUCAUCUGCCAAUUUGUUUGAAGCUGCAAAAAAUGGAAUCAGAUUAUGAUUUGAAAGAUGAAAGAGAAUGUUUCUCUUGCUUCUAUGACUUGCAUUUAUCUGCCGUCAGCUGCAAGUGCUCCCCUGACCGAUUUUCAUGUCUUAAACAUGUGAACCAUCUUUGUUCCUGUGAAAUAGAUGAUAGAUGUGUCCUUUUUCGUUACCCCAUUAAUGAACUAAAUGUGCUUAUUGAAGCAUUAGAAGGAGACAAAGAAGCUUUAGAAGUAUGGUCAUCAGCACAUCUAGUAGCUUCUGUUGAUAAAGAAGGUUAUAGUGUAGGCAAGCCAAAGAUGGAAAAUGGUAACUGGAGAAGCGACUUACUUGAUCAAAGGGAAACUUCAUCAUGUUGCCCAGGAACAGGAACAGGAACAGAAGAGAAGUUGAACACAAAUGCUUCUUGCAGCUCAAAUAGUAAUGGUUCUUCCAAAGAGGUCCAAUCAGGAACCAAACAGAGAAAUUGUAGUUUAAACACAUCUAAUAUCACUAUGCAUAGUCAAAAUGACAGCGGUGAAACUGCAAUCAUGAAAGAUGAUGAUAAGGUGGAUCAACAGUGCUGUAUUGAUUUAAAUGUUGAUUAUACCUCUGAUGAACAUGAAAGUGGGUUCGUGUGUAUGUCUGAUAAAAGUGAUAACAAUACUGUGAUAGAUGUGGAGGAGAGUUGCACAAUGUUGUGCAAUGAAGGAAAAGGUUCUGCUUCUGAUGCAGGAAGAGAACAAAAUGUGAAGGAUUUUGAUAGUAACCAUCAUUUGUCGACUACUAAUAACACUUUGAACAAAGAUUACCCAAUGUGUUCAAGGGACGUGGAUAUAAAUCGGGCAUUUGAUUGUAAUAAGUUGUUUGGUGUUGAUCUUUUAUCGUCAAACUCUCAUUCAGAAGUUCCAUCAUGCAGCUUGACUGAAACAGAAAUUUUGAACACUUUGGAUGUAAAAACUUUUACGGCUGACCGACAAGCUUCAUUAUCAAAAUUGGAUCCUCAUAUCGAGCUUAUAAAUAUUGGGUGUAUUGUCUUUGGAAAGCUAUGGUGCAGCAAGCAAGCCAUAUUUCCUAAAGGAUUUAAAAGCCGUGUCACAUUUUAUAAUGUGUUGAGUCCAACUACAGUUUGUACCUAUAUAUCAGAAGUUCUUGAUGCUGGACUGCUUGGGCGACCUCUGUUUAAGGUUUCAUUGGAGGAGAACCCUGCUGAAACUUUUUCCAAUACCUCAGCUGAAAAGUGCUGGGAAACAGUUCUGCAGAGACUGAAGGAGGAGAUAAAGAGAGGAAGUAAUGUAGGUAGACAAGGACUGCUGCCUUUACAGCCUUUUCAGAGCAUAGACGGGCUUGAAAUGUUUGGGUUUCUCUCCCCACCGAUUAUGCAGGCUAUUGAGGCUCUCGACCCUCAUCAUAAAUGCACGGAGUACUGGGACAACAGGCAAAAGACACCUAAGCAUUUGGUCGAAUCAACUUGCUCGUCUGGAGAAACGAGGACUAAACUGUUUGGUAUUAACUUGAUAAAGCAGGGACAGGACAAUAACAAUCCAUUUAUAGAAAAAGGUUUUAGUUUAAUUGAUGAAGAGGUAAAGGUAGUAGUCAGAAGACUAUUGAAGAAGGCAAGCCCUGAAGAGCUGAAGAUAUUGCAUAGAUUAUUCUGCAGUGAAUCCCAGACUGCUGAAUGGAGAGUUGCAUUCAAAGCAUUGAUUGAAGAGACUCAGAAAAAUGUAAAUAAGGAUUAGCAAUAGUCUCUAACAGAUAGGCCCAUUCAUUCGCUUAUGCAACUUAGCUUUUUUGAUAGUUCAUUUUAGUCAUUCUAUUAGGCCAAAUUCUUUUUAGGGAAAAUAGCCACAAAGGAGAAAAGGAUUGAUUUUGGGUGUGUAUUGCUAACAUAUAAUUGCAAUGCACUUGGCCCAAUUGAUUGGCCUUCAUAAUAGAAUGUUGUUUUGGAGGGACCAAUGUCACCAAUCUCACUGAGAAUAGAAUAUAGAAGUUGCUUGUACAUGAGAAAAGCACAUCUCUAACCUCUGAAAAAUACACCUCAAAAUCUCAAUUUUGAUAAUCUGGGUAUUAAUUUAUUAAUUAUAGGUUAACAUUUGUUCA
Humulus lupulus (European hop) is the source of this 3776-nucleotide messenger RNA. RefSeq names its product lysine-specific demethylase JMJ18-like. Gene Ontology annotation, biological process: chromatin remodeling. The record is from RefSeq and is a predicted model, not a curated record. Bases 191 to 3415 code for a protein of 1074 amino acids. Gene Ontology annotation, cellular component: nucleus. The transcript is spliced from 12 exons. Lineage: Eukaryota; Viridiplantae; Streptophyta; Magnoliopsida; Rosales; Cannabaceae. Gene Ontology annotation, molecular function: histone H3K4me/H3K4me2/H3K4me3 demethylase activity.